UUGGCGUGGCGCGGCGCGAAAAAUAGGAGCCAAAAACCUGUAGAGGAUUCCUGUUGUUUACAUUUGUCUUGUUAUGCUUUAAAUGAAUACAUUGUAAUUGAAUAGUUGUUUGUGAUCGGUUGUCAUUCGAGUUGGAUAUGAUAAUUUGACUUUAGGAAAACUAAAACGUUAGAUUUUAUUUUAAUACAUCAGUAAAUAUUUGGAAAGCGUUAGAUAUUUGACAGCCGCGAAAUGAGGUCAGGAACAACACGCAGUAAAAACAACAACAACAACAACAACAAAGACGAAGCUUUACCUAUCGAUUCCCUUCGGCUUUUGGCUCCUCCUCUGAGAUUGGUCUCGGCGGCCAUGUGGAAAGUGAUGCAGCAGAGGGACGUGAUGCACUACGGAAAGCUGGAAGAGUUUGUGACAUCUGUCUCAGAGACUGUACCUGGGUUGCUGAGUUAUAGACACCAGGCCAAGCUGAGCGUGGGUCUGCGGGCACGGCUGAUCCUGGAGCAGUUCCGUGUGGCCCAGUCUCCUGACCCUGAGCUCAUUCUUUCCCAGCUAGACAGACUGCGUGCUCCCGCCCUGCCUAGCAGUACAAGAACGAGACUUGAUCAGAAAGUGGAGAUGGCUGUGAAGAACUUCCACACACAUGUGCAGACUCUGCUGGAGAACCCAGCAGAGAGAGAGCAGUUCUUCAAGAAAGAGUUUGACUCUCAGUAUGGGCCUCAGUAUGACUUGGCUCUGGAGAAGCUGCUGUGGGAGUUUCUGACCCGACUGGACCAGCUGCUUCCAGUCCCAGAUCUGGCUCAGACUGUCUCAUGGCUCACUGCAGCUCCGACUGUUCUGGAGGAGUGUGCACGCUCUGCGUCACAACCACAACUCCUCAGGACUCUACUCCAGCACGAGAAAUGCCUUGGACAUCUGGGCUCUGCAGCAUCUGUUCCGUCCUCCAUUGGGGACUCCGUCCUCUCUUCACUUUCCCUCCCUCUCUCAGGCAAAGUGCGAGACAGCAACCAAUCAGGAUCUACUCCCUCACUGAACAUGAUCCAAAGUCCCACCUCGUCGACACAAAAAUCCAAUAAGAGGCAAACGAGAAGAACCGCGUCACCCAUCAAACCGGUUAUUGGCUCAAUAUCAACGGCAGACAUCCCAUGUGAAGCUUCAACCGAUCCGAAUGUAGAAUCCAUUUCAGAAAAGGACAGCGAAGAAGUAGUUACAAAGGUUCCUAAUUACACGAGGUUCAAAACAAGGUCUUGUCAGAAGAGUGAGAUUUUAGAGAAAGUUCCAAACCAGGAACACUGUGUAGGGAAAGUGCUGAUUACAGUGAUCAAUCAAACACCUACACCUACGAGCAGUGAAGUCGAUGAAGAGGAUGAAUCUCAAAUCAGACCAGUGACAAGAAGUAACGGGAAGAGUGGUGUAAAUGAUAAACGAAGAUUGAGAAGCGGUGACAAAACGCUGGAUUUGGGAAGGAAGAGGAAAAGAGAAGGUAGCAGCAAGACAUCUCAGAGAAAUUCCCAGGACACAAAGCCACAGGAAGAGCAGGGCCUGCGUGCUGACCUUGCUUCCUGUAUGAAACCGCUUAGAGUCAUCAUCCCAAGACUGGAAAUGAAAGAUUCGUCUCAAACAGUGUUGCUGAAGUCCACGACCAAUGAGGAGCAUACUACAGUGUCUCCAAGACGACCUGCCAUCGAGGGCGUGUCUGCUGGAAGAAAUGUCGAUGCCAUGAACCGAAAGAGGAAACUCUGUGUCUUCGCAACCCCUGAGAAGAACCUGACCGGCAGUAUUGAUAAGCAAGUAUAUGCUGGCUCUCCCUGCAUCCCUACACUCAUGCCUUUAAGGACGGAAAGUUCAGACACGGCCUCUCCUGUAACUAAAUCCACAGAUGACAUUGUUGUAGAUUCGGAAGAUGAAGCCACUGAGAAAGUUAAAGGAAGGCUGUUUACACAGCGAUAUUGCAAGACAAAGAGUGACACGUAUAUUCCCACUUUACACGAGUUCUGGACUCCUGCCUUCUUCCGCCGUGACCACCUCUCUCCAGGAAACGGGUAUAGAUGAGGCAUUCCCAAGGUCAACUUUUCUGAGGUUUUUUAAUUUGUACAGUAGGUACAUUAAUAAUUUUGCUUCGUAUUACUAAAUAAAUGCCGAAUCCUUUGUGAGACUAGCUAUAAUUAUGCAUGAUUUAGUAUAGUUUUUAUAUAUAUUUUUUGUAUAAUCAUGUUGAAUACUACCUAUGUAAAAAUUGUAUUAUUAUUAAUUAAUAAAUAUACUUUUAUAAAGUAAAACCAGAAAGUGUUUUUAUGGUGUGUUUUAUAGCUGAAAAUAAAAUUUGUUAAUUUUCACAUUUAAA
Ictalurus furcatus (blue catfish) is the source of this 2338-nucleotide messenger RNA. RefSeq names its product TERF1 (TRF1)-interacting nuclear factor 2 (gene tinf2). Gene Ontology annotation, biological process: telomere capping; regulation of telomere maintenance via telomere lengthening. Bases 232 to 2046 code for a protein of 604 amino acids. Gene Ontology annotation, cellular component: shelterin complex. Gene Ontology annotation, molecular function: telomeric repeat DNA binding. The record is from RefSeq and is a predicted model, not a curated record. Lineage: Eukaryota; Metazoa; Chordata; Actinopteri; Siluriformes; Ictaluridae. The transcript has 11 exons.